This is a messenger RNA of Paecilomyces variotii, 959 nucleotides long. RefSeq names its product 1,2-dihydroxy-3-keto-5-methylthiopentene dioxygenase. The record is from RefSeq and is a predicted model, not a curated record. The transcript has 3 exons. Bases 266 to 802 code for a protein of 178 amino acids. Gene Ontology annotation, molecular function: acireductone dioxygenase [iron(II)-requiring] activity. NCBI's taxonomy places the organism in Eukaryota, Fungi, Ascomycota, Eurotiomycetes, Eurotiales, Thermoascaceae.
CUGAAAAGAGUCGAUGUUUCCCCGCAGCGAUCAAUAAUAAUUUGAUUUCAUGAAGAGUCGAGAUCGGCCAGUCUGACCUAAGCAGCUAACCAGUUAACUACACUGACAAUUGCCAAUGAAUAACAGCAUAUUAGGCACACCUGCGGCUAGAGAAGCGUUGUGACGACUUUAUUUCUUCCCCUGACCUGAUUGUCUUAUUCUAGAUAUUCCUCCUUAGCUUCUUGCGUUCUGCAUCUAUCUACCACUACUCUCAAAUAUUAUCACGAUGAAGGCCUACUGGUACGAUAACAAGCCGGGCGACCAGCGCGAAACCCACGACUCCGGUCGUCCCGUGUCUGAAGACUACCUAGCCUCCAUCGGUGUCCUCUACCGACGAUGCCCCUCCAUCGAGAACGUUAACGAGCUCGCCCGCGAGCGGGGCUACAAGAACCGCGACCAAGUCACCGUCUCCCCCGAGGCGAUGGGCGAGGUGUACGAAGACAAAGUCAAGUCGUUCUUCCACGAGCAUCUGCACGAAGACGAGGAGAUCAGAUACAUUGUCGAUGGAGCGGGAUACUUUGAUGUUCGAGGAAAAGAGGACGAAUGGGUGCGCAUUGCGCUCGAGAAGGAUGAUUUGAUCGUCCUCCCACCUGGUAUCUAUCAUCGGUUUACGACUGAUGAGAAGAAUUAUAUCAAGGCUGUGCGCCUUUUCCAGGAUGAGCCCAAGUGGACGCCGCUGAACCGCGGUCCCGAGCUCGAUGCCAACCCCCACCGCAAGAACUACCUGGGCAACUAUGGCUCCCAGCCUGUUGCGGCUAACUAAAGUGAUGUGAGAUGAGAUGAGAUGCGGAGGAGUGGUGCAAUGCUAGUGGCUGUGUCGUCGAAAGCAUUUCUAGAGUUAGGAGGGCGUGUUUGAUUAUUAAUAUUAGCUUAUACCACAUCUAUUUGAAUUUCAAAAAUGAAUUAUAAUACUAGCAGCG